Suillus paluster is the source of this 1207-nucleotide messenger RNA. Its product is annotated as Fcf1-domain-containing protein. NCBI's taxonomy places the organism in Eukaryota, Fungi, Basidiomycota, Agaricomycetes, Boletales, Suillaceae. Gene Ontology annotation, cellular component: nucleolus; small-subunit processome. The record is from RefSeq and is a predicted model, not a curated record. The coding region runs from base 383 to 1069 and encodes 228 amino acids. The transcript is spliced from 6 exons.
GCAGGGCUGGGACUCACCCAGGCAGACUUUGAACGGGUUGUGCAGAUUCUGGUCCAGGGCGAUGACUCCGGUGUUCAUUGAAUGCAACAAAUCCGUAUGUAGAUCUGCAAUGAUCGAUUUACAGCGAUCAUACUUUAUAGCGAACUACAUAUGUCGGACAGUCACAGUGCCUCGACAUCUCUCAAUAUCCUCGAACACGGAACCGCUUCUGGGGGAAAGUAGUCAUCGGUGUGCACGAAUAUCGAGCGGACAUGCGAACUAGAUGGCCCUACAUUGCAUAAACUGCCAAAGUGCAUCUAUCUGUCUCUCAGAGACAGAAGGCUUUAUUUCUCUGAGAAUACGGCUGACUGCUUGAAACUUGAGCCUGGUUGAAGAUUCAGAGAUGUUGUUGCUGACUCAGCAAAUACCGUUUACCGUCCGAGUCGAAUCUCGACAGGUCGAUCUAAAAAGUACUCGAGCUUCAAGUCGGUGCAUUCAAAGCAUGGGAAAGGCAAAAAAGACCAGAAAGUUUGCUGCCGUCAAACGCCUCUUGAACCCCAAUGAUGCCAGAUUAAAAGAGAACCAAUUGAAGCAGAAGAGGAAAGAAGAAGAAGAGAAAGCCAAGGCGGUUCGUCGAGUACCACAGGUCGCAUCGUCCAUGUUCCUUGCGCACAACACAGAACUUGUGCCACCAUAUCGAGUCUUGAUUGAUACAAACUUCAUAAAUUUCAGCCUACAGAAUAAACUUGAAUUAGUCAGUGGGAUGAUGGACUGUUUAUAUGCAAAAUGCAUACCCUGUGUUACGGACUGCGUUAUGGCUGAAUUGGAGAAGCUCGGUCACCGAUAUCGUGUGGCACUUCGUGUUGCUCGAGAUCCACGAUUCGAGCGAUUGAACUGCAGCCACACUGGGACAUACGCAGAUGACUGCUUGGUGCAGCGUGUCACUGCUCACAAGUGCUAUAUAGUCGCUACUUGCGAUCGAGAACUCCGGAGGCGUAUACGACAGAUUCCUGGUGUGCCGCUAAUGUAUAUCGUCAGCAGACGCUAUGCCAUUGAACGGCUUCCUGAUCAAGGGGCUCCUGGUUCAUGAUACUUUUAAGACCCAAAAUACAUCUACGGUCACUUUAUUAGUGAUGUACAGUGCUGCUACCGCACUUUGUUGAUUCAGUGCGUACCCUUUGAUUGGAACUGCGUAUAUCGAUCAUCUGUACAUCCUGCACACAGGUAC